Molecule: messenger RNA, 528 nt
Organism: Malassezia restricta
Lineage: Eukaryota; Fungi; Basidiomycota; Malasseziomycetes; Malasseziales; Malasseziaceae
Product: acyl-coenzyme A thioesterase 13
Exons: 4
Coding region: 1-528 (175 amino acids)
Molecular function (GO): fatty acyl-CoA hydrolase activity
Source: RefSeq, a predicted model, not a curated record
AUGUUCAAUUCAGCCGUACUGCGUACACCGUGCUUGCGCUUUGUGCGUCGCGUUCACAAGUGGAUGCUGGAUGUUGAGGGACAUGAUUACCGCACGACUUCGCCCCUAAGCGUCGUUUCAGCUCGACCCGGUUACAUGGAUGCCCGCUUCAGUGUCAAGCCUGAACAUUUGAAUCGCGCUGGAUCCAUGCACGGAGGUGUGGUAAUGACGUUGAUUGACUCUGGUGGCUCUCUUGCGGUGGCCACGAAUGGUUAUCGAAACACGGGUGUGUCCACGGACAUCAACGCAACGUUUGCACGACCUGCCGGUAAGGCCGGCGAUGUGAUCCGAGUUACAAGCGAGAUCAUUAGUAUGGGUAAAACACUUGCAUACACUCGUACGGAACUCCGUGACGUUGACUCAAACGAGUUGCUUGCCUAUGGAAGUCAUACGAAGUAUAUCCGUAUGGGUUCUAAAGCCACGGAUAACGUUAUGUUCGAUAAAACAGGAGAGAAUGUGGUGUCUGGAAAGAUGCCUGAAGGUGCCUAG